AUGGCAUCCGAGGCGGCACCCAAGGGGGCUAACGGGGUCCAAAAACCUCAAGAUGACUCGCUCGCAAUGUUUUUCGAUAAGGAUUUCGAGCCUGUCUCCUACGUGGAUGCGUUGUUUCAAUCAAUUUCAGGAUCAGAUAGCAAGUUCUCCAAACUGCUGCUAGCACGUCUCUCGUCAACACUGCUGGACGUGAUCACCCAUUUAGACUACCAUACCAACGAGAUUUCCCGUGACUUAGCAUCAAAACUCGAGUCCUUAAAGAACCUCUCACUGAGCAUCGGGCCCUCAAUGGAAUCAGAUACCGAGCCCAAUAAUGACAACACACGACUACAAUACUACGUUUCGGCGCUACAUAAUACGGUGGAUUCUUUGGAGGAUGAAUUACUGCAAGCUCAGAAACUGCUCCAAAAGAAUGAAAGUGGCCAGUCUGUAGCGGUGGAGUCUCUAAUAUUGCUAAAACGGGUCAAGCACAACAUACAAAAGGUUUUAAGAGUAUUGCAAUCCGCCCGUGACACGUUGGGCCAUGAUCCUCUGCAAAUCACCAUCGACCAAUUUCAGCACCUGUUGAAUCUUCUCUAUGAUUCGCUCCGAAACCAAUUACGGUCACAAUCAAGGGAGGAGCUUGAAACCACAAAGAGAAGUAUAAAGGCGCUUCGUGAAUUAUCUACAGUUUUUCAUCAGUUCACUGCUUUUGGGCCAGCGUAUAGCAGAUUUAUUGUCAGAGUGGAUGCUGAAACUCAAAAGGUAUGA
Candidozyma auris is the source of this 750-nucleotide messenger RNA. Its product is annotated as Golgi transport complex subunit. The record is from RefSeq and is a predicted model, not a curated record. Lineage: Eukaryota; Fungi; Ascomycota; Pichiomycetes; Serinales; Metschnikowiaceae. The coding region runs from base 1 to 750 and encodes 249 amino acids. The transcript has a single exon.